AGUCUCUCCCUUCUCUAGAAAACGAAAGUAUUUUCUGAAAUGUCGCCAUUAGUUGGGCGGAUGGGAGAUACGCGCGUUUAAAAUAUUUCACGGGAGCAGAGAGCAGCAUCUCCAGUGUCCAGCUGUGUGUGUGUGAAGAGGAACAACUCCAUGAUGGAGCCUCAUAACUCCAGCAGUGGAACAGGAACCUCUGACCCAAAGUGGGGGAGCCAGAGAGCAGAAUAUCCAGCUCCCAGCUGUGUGUCUCUGAAGAGUAACAACUCCAUGAUUAUUCUGCCUGAAUUCAGUGGUGGAUCAGCUGUGACUGACCCCAGGUGGGGGAGCCAGAGAGCAGAAUAUCCAACUCCCAGCUGCGUGUCUCUGAAGAGUAACAACUCCAUGAUUAUUCCGCCUGAAUUCAGGGGUGGAUCAGCUGUGACUGACCCCAGGUGGGGGAGCCAGAGAGCAGAAUAUUCAGCUCCCAGCUGUGUGUCUCUGAAGAGUAACAACUCCAUGAUUAUUCCGCCUGAAUUCAGUGGUGGAUCAGCUGUGACUGACCCCAGGUGGGGGAGCCAGAGAGCAGAAUAUCCAGCUCCCAGCUGUGUGUCUCUGAAGAGUAACAACUCCAUGAUUAUUCUGCCUGAAUUCAGUGGUGGAUCAGCUGUGACUGACCCCAGGUGGGGGAGCCAGAGAGCAGAAUAUUCAGCUCCCAGCUGUGUGUCUCUGAAGAGUAACAACUCCAUGAUUAUUCCGCCUGAAUUCAGUGGUGGAUCAGCUGUGACUGACCCCAGGUGGGGGAGCCAGAGAGCAGAAUAUCCAGCUCCCAGCUGUGUGUCUCUGAAGAGUAACAACUCCAUGAUUAUUCCGCCUGAAUUCAGUGGUGGAUCAGCUGUGACUGACCCCAGGGGGAGGGGUGAUCUCCUCCAGGUGUCCAGGUGUGGAGUGUGUGAGCAGGUUCUGACAGACCCAGUCUCCAUCACCUGUGGACACAGGUUCUGCAGACAGUGUAUCAGCAGCUACUGGGACCCGUCUGCUCCAUCACGAGACUUUUCCUGUCCCCAGUGCAGAAAGAGAUUCAGAACCCGACCUGUUCUACACCCACACAAAGACAUGGAAGUGUCCAUACAGCAGGAAUCUCCCACACCAGUGGAUGACGUCCUACACAGAGUCUUACACACACACAAAACCAGCAUGAAGAACAAGUAUGAGAGUUUAUUUGAGGGAACCAAAUCACAAGAGAAUAAAACCCUCCUGAAUAGGGUUUACACACAACUCUACAUCAUAGAGGGAGAGAGUGAAGGAGUGAAUGAAGAACAUGAGGUUUUACAGAUGGAGAAAACAUCCAGGAAACGGCUGGUACAAGACACUCCAAUCAACUGCUCAGACAUCUUUAAACCUGUACAAGGUCCUGAAGGAGAAAUGGCUAAAGGUGUCAGCCACACAGAAACAAAAGAAGAUAAAGGCCCAGAAGUGCCAGAGCUCAAAACUGUUCUGACUAAAGGCAUUGCAGGCAUUGGGAAAACUGUCUCAGUGCAGAAGUUUAUUCUGGACUGGGCCGAGGGAAAAGCCAAUCAGGAUGUAGAUUUCAUGUUUGUGCUUCCAUUCCGUGAGUUGAACCUCGUUAAAGAUGACCAGUACAGUCUGCAUAGACUCCUGUGUGACUUCCACCCUGAGAUAAAAGACCUGGACCCAAAGAUAUAUGAUGUGUGCAAAUUUGUGUUCAUCUUUGAUGGCCUGGAUGAAAGCAGAAUUCAAUUGAACUUUUCCCAGUGUCAUAAAGUAUCUGAAAUAAGCAUGACAUCAUCAGUGGGUGUGUUGACGUCAAACCUCAUCAAAGGAGAGCUGCUUCCCUCUGCUCUCAUCUGGAUAACCUCCCGACCAGCAGCAGCCAAUCAAAUCCCUCCUCGGUACAUCAACCGUGUGACAGAAAUUCAGGGAUUCACGGACCCACAGAAGGAGGAGUACUUCAGGAAGAGAAUCAGUGACCAAGACCAAGCUGAGAAAAUCAUCUCACACAUAAAGACAGCAAAGAGCCUCCACAUCAUGUGUCACAUACCAGUCUUCUGUUGGAUCUCAGCCACUGUGCUUCAGGAAAUACUAAAACAAACUGAUACAGAAAUCCCUAAAACUCUGACUGAGAUGUACAUACAGUUCUUGCACACUCAGAUCAACAUGAAGAAUGAGAAGUAUGAGGGGAAAAAAGAAAGCGAUCAAAAGAAAUAUCUGGAAUCCAACAGGUCCAUGAUUCUGAAACUGGCUGAACUGGCUUUCAAACAUCUGAUGGAGGGAAACGUGAUGUUCUAUGAAGAAGAUCUGAGAGAGUGUGGCAUUGAUGUCACUGAGGCCUCCGUGUACUCUGGGAUCUGCACUGAGAUCUUUAGGGAGGAAUCUGUGCUUUACCAGAGGAAGGUCUACUGCUUUGUACAUCUGAGCUUUCAGGAGUUCUUCGCUGCUCUCUAUGUGUUUCACUGCUAUGUGGAAAAGAACAUGGAGGUACUGAAGAUCUUUCUGCGUGGAAGGAACAAAUCUUUUCCUGAAGUUUCCUUGGAUGUUUUUCUGAAAAGUGCAGUGAAUAAAGCCUUGAAGAGCCCAAAAGGAGAGCUGGAUCUCUUCCUCCGAUUCCUUCAUGGCAUUUCCCUGGAAUCCAAUCAGAAACUCCUACACGGCCUACUGACACCCACUCAGAGCAGCCCGGAGAGUGUCAAGAAAAUAAUACAAAACCUCAGAAAGAGUCAGAGACAGAAUGUGAGCCCUGAGAGAUACAUCAAUCUCAUUCACUGCUUGAUUGAAAUGAAGGACACCUCUCUACAUGAAAACAUCCAGAAAUUCCUCAAGGAAGAGUCUUCUAGAAAGCUCACCCUGGCUCAGUGCUCAGCACUGGCCUUCCAGCUGCAGAUGUCAGAGGAGGUGCUGGAUGAACUGAGCUUGAAGAAAUACAAAACAACUCUAAAUGGGUAUUGGAGACUCCUCCCAGCUGUGAGCAACUGUAGACGGGCUCUGUGA
Messenger RNA from Electrophorus electricus (electric eel), 2982 nucleotides. The record is from RefSeq and is a predicted model, not a curated record. NCBI's taxonomy places the organism in Eukaryota, Metazoa, Chordata, Actinopteri, Gymnotiformes, Gymnotidae.